ACCAUGUCACGCUCGGACAAGCGGGGUCUCUCGCCAACAUAGAAUCAAGCAAUAUUCCUUCAGCAUUCCCAAGGGAACGGCUGUUUGUCACAAAAAUAGACAUCUCACUGCACGUCGCGAGUCAGGGGAGACAGAUGAUAAACACGCCUCUCCCUUGCAUUAUUGAGCUGUCAUACAAAUAGUACCGACGCCACCUCGAUUUGUCACGAUGCUCACCCCCCAGAACGCCGACCACUCGAGCGCAGGAACUUUCGGGAAGAAGGCAAUUUUCUGACUGGUUUUCGAGGGGGAGAUGAUGCGAUAUCAAAUUUGAACGUGUCACCACCGAGUGUGGCCACUGGUCAGAGCUGCGUUUCGGGACAAAUCUUCCACAUCCGUUUGGACUAGAGACUUUGAUGUAGGAUAUUCACGGAUAGCAUAUGGUCUGCCCUCGAUAGGUACGAACGCGGAUUGAAAAAGCAAAGUCCAAGGACUAUAGGAAGAAUGGAGGCAAUGCGGAGUAGAUACAGAGCCAUCCAUGCUCAUAUAAGAUUGCCUCUGGUCCACGGGAUACCAUCACCUACCUCCUAUCUGAAUCUCUGCAAUCUGAUUUGGGACUCUGAUCAUGGACUUGAGCAAAACCCCAGCAGCACCGCCCCCGCCGGGGGUGACCCCCAAUUUCGACAAUCCUGAGGGCUCUGAAUAUGAGAUCUACUCGAUCAGUAUUGCCCUAUGUAUGACCGCGACUCUGACCUUGAUGGGUCGCCUUUAUACCCGUGCUGUGAUAUUGCGAGCAGUCGGUCUCGAUGACUGGUUAUGUAUUGGUGGCCAGAUAUGUGCCUGGAUCUUCACAGUCCUGAGUAUCAUCAACAUCAGAAACGGCUACGGGGUCCACAUCUGGGACUUGCACCUAGACACGUUAACCCCCUUCAAGCAGUAUGAUCUCGUCGAAGAGGACAUCUACGCCCUCGGGGUGUGGUUCGUCAAGACAGCCAUCCUAGUCUUCUACCUGCGUCUCAGUCCCGAAAAGCGCUUCCGCCAAAUCACCUAUGGCAUCAUCGCCUUCGUCGCUAUCUAUACCCUGGUCAGCCUCCUCAUCUUCACCCUGCCAUGCCGACCCAUCGCCGCUACCUGGGACGUCACCCUCUUGGCGGACGCCAAGUGCAUCAACCAGUUUGAUUUCGUCUAUGCCAACGCGGCUUUCAAUAUCCUUUCGGACCUGAUGGCCUUGGUCCUGCCCAUCAGACUGUGCUGGAACUUGCAGGCCACCUUCAAGCAGAAGCUGCUGCUGAUGUUCCUCUUCGCCAUGGGUUCUUUCGCGUGCGUCGUCGCCAUCAUCCGAGUCGUGACAAUGAUGCCCUUUAUCAACAGCAACGACUUCACCUGGUUCAAAGUGACCCUCGCCAAAUGGUGCAUGGUCGAAAUCAACGUCGGCAUCAUCUGCGCCUCGCUCCCCGCCCUCCGUCCCCUCCUCAUCCGCACCCGCAUUUUCAGCGCCCGAGAUAUGAGCGCCGAACCCGAUAGCCGAGAUCUCCCGAAGUCCUCGCGGAAGAAGGUCAGCCGGUCGUGGAACCAUAUCACCGAGCUGGACAGUCAGCGGACGCUGCAGGGUGGGCCGGAGGGGGAUGUGGAGAGCGCUAUCCCUCAGGACGGUGAUAACUCUGAGUCUGACGGGGUAGACCGUACGAUUGUCAAAUCGACAGACUUAGAGGUGAGUUAUGAGAAGGACAAUCCGCCUCGAGUAUAAU
Messenger RNA from Aspergillus candidus, 1727 nucleotides. RefSeq lists its product as uncharacterized. The transcript is spliced from 5 exons. The record is from RefSeq and is a predicted model, not a curated record. NCBI's taxonomy places the organism in Eukaryota, Fungi, Ascomycota, Eurotiomycetes, Eurotiales, Aspergillaceae. Bases 605 to 1726 code for a protein of 373 amino acids.